GGCUGACCCAGCGUAGCGUAGGAUGGGUAAGUGUCACGUCUCCUAGCCAGACAAGAUAAGGAUACACCGACUGUCGCAGACACUCUCACUUCUCCAGCUCCCUGACUGCAGACACUCUCACCCACUCCAUGAACCGCUCCAUCCAUUCGUCCGUCCGUCCGUCCAUCCAUCCAUCCCCCCUUGCAUCAUGCUGACUAAAACAAGAGCCCGGGCUUCAUUCACAGAUAACUGACUGACUUGGCUGACUGACUGGUGGAUGAGACAGACAGACAGACAGGAUACCCACGGUGUCCUGCCGCCUCCGGUCGGUGCAGCACGGCCAAAACGAACGAGAGAUGUGUGUACACACGUACAUGUACGUACGUAUCCAAACAUACAUAGGUAUCAUAUACUGUACAGGUGGUCACAUCGCACGUGUGAAAAGUACACACCACACCCUCGACCAGCCGCGAUCUUCCCUGCCCGUCUGCCGCGGUGUCUGUCUUCUCUUCUGCCUUUCCGCUCCGUUGCAACAGGCGGCGUGAAUGCUGCCAGACACCACGGACGGCAUCGUGCAGCAUUGGCCCUGCCCACGGCAACGCAGCAGAAGGACACAGAGACACACAGCAGACAUCUGUAUGCACACACGAAACGGAAAAAGCAACUCCCCGACGGACAUCAACAACACUAAGGCAACCCAUGGUCGCUCGCUCACUGAUGUGUUCUACUGCUGACACAGGGAUGAAUCCCUCAAUCCAUCCACCCAUCAAUCUUCACUCGCACAUGCAUCCUGUCCCGUCAGUCAUGCCCGCACGGCAUUCUCAGGCAGAUUGGGAAGGGUCGACGUCGCCAACAGCGACCCACAACGCUGAACACACACUCACACAGAGAGGAAUCGAUCACAUCAGCCCCACCCAUACACCAACCACCCGCCCGCCACUUCUGUCACUCCUUCCUUCACCUGUUUGUUUUGUAUGGUCUUGAUGAGUCUGGUCUUGAGAGGGUACUUGGGCUCGCUGGUGUUGCGGUAGGUGUUGAGGUGAGGAUUGACAUUAAACAGGGGAUUGGUCACUGGCUGGUGGUACCCGAAGGGGUAGGUGGUGUAGGAGGGGUGGUGGGAUGAGAACCCGGACGAACCCGUCAUGCUCGAGCCGCCCGUGUUGCUGCUCGUGCGCCUGAUAGGUAGGUAGGGAGAGAGGGAGGGAAAGACACACGAGAGCGGCGUCGUGGAGACUCUCGUCGGUGUGUGUAUUCUUCUCUGCUCACUUUGAGUGGUGUCUGUCUCUGUGGUGUGAGUGGUGAGAGCCGUGGUGCCGCUUCGACGAACGGUCGCGCCGGCUCUUGCUGCUGGCAGGACAACAGCUGAAUGCACACCACACCGAUCAAGGAACGACACGUACGUCAGCUGAUGGACAUCACUGCCUGCGUGCACUUUGGUUGCUCACUAUGGGCAUGAGCAGUCUCUCCCUGGCCUCGCUGACGUGCACCUGACGAACACAGACACAAUCGAUGGCGGCAGAUCCUGGUGGGGGUAGAUGGUCUUGAUUUGCUCACAUGCAGAAGUAGAGUGAGGUGCCGACGACCAGUGUUGUAGGGAAGACGACAAAAGUGAGGAACACCAGCAGCCAAUCCUGGAAGGCUUGUGCUGCACACCACACAACACACGACUCACCAUACAUGCGCGCAAUCGGUGUGCGCCUUUGUGUCUUGUGCCUUACGUAUGACUUGAACGACGGCCACUCGUUUGGGGUCGAGGUCGAAUGCGUUGGCGUAGAGGCACAUGUCGAAGCUCCUCUUCUGCUGCAUCGGCAGGUCCUUGCUGAAGUGCCACACCAACUCCUCACCUGAAACACACACACACACACACACACACAGUGUCAGCGACAUCCUGCCGACCGUCUUUGUGUCGGUCGGUUACCGAACGGUGGGGCGACGGAGACGGUUGUCCCGUUAAUGUCCAUCGUGUCUGAUCAACACCAAGGCAUGCAGUACACGCGAGCCCAUUGCGCCCGCCUCCCUGAGUACCCUCCCUCACCGAAAGAAGGUUCGCGAUUGGCGGCAUUCCUUCGGUUCCUGCGCACCGGCCGCCCCCCUCCCUGCUGUGUCGGAUACAGCUCAAUGGCGUCCGCCAUGUCCCUCUCGCCACCACGGACUGCAGACCGACCCAGCUGCAGAAACGACAGACCGCCGAGGGUGCCCAGCAGAUCCGUGGUGGGACGCUGGCUGUUCGGUGAGGGAGAGACCUCAGAGGCCUCUUCUGCUGAUGGUGGUUGUGGUUGUGGUGGUGAUGGUGGUGGUUGUGGUUGUGAGACGUCGCGGGCCGUCUCCGUUCUAGUGAGUGCUCUGAGGGAUUGUGUCGAUGAAGAGAAGAUGUUGGCCAGAAGAGAUGGGAGGCGGGAGAGAGGGGUGGGGAAGGUCGGCGAUGAGGAGGGGUCGGCAUCGUCGAAGACGUCCUCGCCCUACAUGGUUGACAGAUGACACGACGGUUGACCUUGCACGCGUGAUGGUGGGAGGAUGUGUCGUGUGUAUCAUCACUCCACUCACCGUCUUCCACGUGACGGAUUCUGUCUUGUACGAUCCGCGACAGCCGACCUCGCUCGGCUUCACCGACACGAUAGUGUCUUUGGAGAAGCCAUCACCUUUACACAGACAAUCACAACACAACACGUCAGGUCGAACGAGGGCACGCGACGUGUCUGCAAAGUGCUGCACUCACCCUGCAGGACGAGAUCGAAGUGUACGUGCUGCAUCGGGUGGACGGAGAGGGACAUCUUGGAGCGAGCGUGCGCCCGCAAAUGCUGUCUGCACACACAUACCGACACGUAGACACACGCGUGACACACACGGCUGCUGCACACGUGAGUGUUGGUCUGAAGGUUGCUUACUCCUGCUGUUGUACGUGAGGCUUCAUGCACAGACCAUCGGCAGAGCGCCUGCACCCAUCUGCAGACAGCAGCCGGCAGCAGAAAAGAAAAAAAGGGUUCACCUGUGCAGUGCACAGGCAACGCUUUGCUCACCUGGAAUGUCGACGUCUCCCACGAACGUCCCCUCCGAUUUGGACCGGGCGCUCGGGUAGAGACACAGUGUGUAGGUCUUGCCCCACUCACUCGAACUCUCCUUGCCCAACUCAAACACUGAACAAACAUGCACAAUACGACACCAAUUGCCCGUGCGACUGAUCUCCCUACCCGCCUUUGCUCACGGAUGUGCUGCUCGUGGUGUUUGCGGCGCCUCAGGAUCUCGCCGGUGGCACCUGCAACACACACACACACACACACAGAGCAGCAGAGGUGCUGUCAACACAGCGUAGCAUGAUUGUGUGCCUGCCUCGCUGACCAGCGAUGCUGUUGUCGUAGGGUCUGGAUUCGCAUGACGCGUUGUUGGGCGCCCUCUCCUUGACACUCAGGUAGCUGUCCGGAUCAAACCCGCUCCCAACCAAUGUCACAUUCACCGACCAACCACGCAAACCUGACAACAGCAGACGACGCGCAGAGAGCAAUAUGCAGGAGUGCCAUGAAGUCUUCCGCCUCGUCGUCACUCACCGUCGGCCAGCGCUUCAUUUUCAAGCAUGCGGUGGACCGCAAACAGAGUCCUCGGCACCCUUAUGGAUGCCCGCUUCGUUUUCUUGCCCGACUCAAGUGCCCGCUUCGACUUGCCCUUGCCAGGCUUUUCGAUGCGGUUCCGCGCAUCGCGGCUUCGUAACGCAGCUGCCCAGCCGAUGAGCACCGCCGCGAUGGACGCCAAGAGGCCAGACGGAGCCAUCCGGAAUGGUGGAAUGAUCUCAGGGAAAACGAGCCGCGCAAUUCACAUGCUGCCAAUGCACUAAGACACAGCUGGAUCUACCCUUGGGGACCUUCCAACUUCGAGGCAGGCUCUUCAAACACCACAACCG
This is a messenger RNA of Vitrella brassicaformis, 3871 nucleotides long. The record is from the annotation of a GenBank genome assembly. Lineage: Eukaryota; Vitrellaceae.